Molecule: messenger RNA, 2585 nt
Organism: Cercocebus atys (sooty mangabey)
Lineage: Eukaryota; Metazoa; Chordata; Mammalia; Primates; Cercopithecidae
Gene: FGFBP3
Product: fibroblast growth factor binding protein 3
Exons: 3
Coding region: 517-1299 (260 amino acids)
Biological process (GO): cell-cell signaling
Molecular function (GO): growth factor binding
Source: RefSeq, a predicted model, not a curated record
CAGGGGCUCCGCUCGGCGCGAGCGCCUUGGGUUUGGUGGCAGGCACCUAAAUAAAAGCGCUUUGUGCUGAUAUGGAGAGGAUGUCUAGUCUUAAGACUAGGGAAGGAGGUGAAAUAAGAGUCCCCUUAUUUAACAGAGAAGGAAAAAGUCGAUUUAGUCCAAGUCCUGGAACUUCAAAACCUUGGUUUCUAAUUCCAUACCACCCAGAUUCUGCUUCCCAUCAGACUGCUAGGAAGCAAGAUCUUAAGAUGAGCUUGUCCAGGUGGUGAAGCCAGUGGGAGGAGUGAAAGCAAGAAGUCGCUAUGACACUGAAGAAAUGGCUCAGAUGUUUGUCAUUGUUUGCCAGAAGUUCUGCCUAGGAGCCGGCUAAAACAGACUACUCCCCUGUGCAGUCGUUCCAUCUACCCUAAUAAGGCUUUGGCGCCUCUCCCAGAACUCGGUCCAGGGAAUGCUCUCUGCCUGGUCCAGCCCCGACAGACGCCGUCCGAGAAGAGCGGAGCGCGGAAACCGCGGAGCAUGAGUCCUCCGAGGCUGCGAGCGUCGCUGUCGCCGUCGCUGCUGCUGCUGCUGCUGCUGAGUGGUUGCCUCCUCGCGGCUGCUCGGAGAGAAAAGGGGGCUGCUAGCAACGUGGUGGAGCCGGUCCCCGGGCCCACAGGCAGCUCCUCGGGUCGCUUCCUCAGCCCCGAACAGCACGCGUGCAGCUGGCAGCUCCUGCUUCCCGCCCCGGGGGCCGCAGCGGGCAGCGAGCUGGCGUUGCGCUGCCAGAGCCCGGACGGAGCACGCCACCAGUGCGCCUACCGCGGGGAGCCGCAGCGCUGCGUAGCCUACGCCGCUCGCAGCGCGCACUUCUGGAAGCAGGUGCUGGGCGGGCUGCGCAAGAAGCGGAGGCCCUGUCACGACCCCACGCCGCUCCAGGCCCGCUUGUGCGCGGGCAAGAAGGGCCACGGUGCCGAGCUCCGACUAGUGCCCCGCACGUCCCCGCCCGCACGCCCCUCCGCCGCGGGAUUCGCGGGGGAGUCCAAGCCCAGGGCCCGCAGCCGGGGACGGCCCCGGGAGCGUGCGCCCGGCCCAGCCGCUGGGACCACGCCACCCCAAAGCGCACCGCCGAAGGAAAACCCCUCUGAGAGGAAGACCAACGGGGGCAAGAGGAAGGCGGCCUUGGUCCCCAACGAGGAGCGACCCAUGGGGACCGGGCCCGACCCCGACGGGCUAGAUGGGAACGCGGAGCUCACGGAGACCUACUGCGCUGAGAAGUGGCACUCCCUCUGCAACUUCUUUGUCAAUUUCUGGAACGGCUGAGACUGCCUGCCAGCUUAGGGAGGGAUGGGGGGGAGGCGUGGGGAAGGGAAAGCUAAGGCCGUCUUAGACCGGGGGCUACCAUGAUAGAGAAUGGGGAGAAGUCCAGGUUCCCGAAUGGGGCGGGGGCAAGGGUAAGGGUGGGGUGCUUGGGAUGAGAGUGUAAGGGGUAUGGAGAAUCUCUAGGAUAGCAGAGACGUUAAAAAUUUUAAAGAGUCUCAGUCCUGAUUAAGAGUAGGAAAAAUAAUGGAAACAGAAAUAGGAGUACCUUAAGUGUGCAAAAACUAGAGACUGGGGAGAGAAAUCGAUGUCGAGAGAGGCUGAGAAUAAGGGGGAGAUAGAGUGACUAAGGUGAUGUGAGUCCCAUGUGGGGAGGGGGAUGCAAUGCUUAUUGUUUAACAUUUCUAUUAAAUGCAGCCAUGAGCAAUUGCCAACCUGAGCCAGGUUGAAUCAUGUCUUCUCACCUAAUCAGCUAACAAGACUGCAGACUUCUUUCCCCUUUUUGAAUUGGUAUAAACUUGGAUGCGGCGUAGUGGGUGUCAUAGAUAACCUUUAUAGGAACAGAAGCCUCACAGGUCAAAACUGGCUCCAAGGAAAGGUUUGCAGAAUGAUUUCCUUUCCAUUCUUUUAGAAGAUCUACUUUUUUUUUUUUUCUAAGACAGGGUCUGGCUUGCCCAGGCUGGAGUGCAGUGGCUAUUCACAGAUGCAAUAAUAGGCACUGCAGUCUCCAACUCCUGGCCUCAAGGGAUCCUCACAUCUUAGCCUCCAGGAUAGCUAGGAGUAGCUGGGACUACAAGCAUGCACCGCUGCACUUGGCUUAUAAGUGCUACUUUACUUUUAUUUUUGAGACAGGGUCUUGUGUCAUCCAGGCUGGAGUGCAGUGGUGCAAUUAUGGCUCACUGCAGCCUCGACAUUCCAGUCUCAAAUGAUCCUCCUGCCUCAGCCUCCCGAGUAGCUCGGACUACAGGGGUGUGCCACUAGAAGUGCUACUUUUUAACAAAAUGGUGACUAAUGUUCUGGAACUUUCCCAUUAACCUUCUGCAUUUAGAAGUGAAUUAUAGAUGUUGAGUGUUCCAGUAAAAAGUGAUUCUCUUUAUAUUUGAUGAUAUUUUUUAAAAUAGCUAAAAUGUAAGUAUGUAUCUCAGAGUCAUUUUGACCAUUAUGGAAUUUGUAUCUCUCUGUUUCAUGUAACUAAUUAUUAAUGUAUUUCAUUUGUGUGUGUGAUGUAAUGAUAGACUGUGUAUGUUAGGUGCUCAAUAAAAACUGUAUGGUUAGAUUUAAAGAAUUGA